Messenger RNA from Plasmopara halstedii, 1290 nucleotides. RefSeq lists its product as uncharacterized. Gene Ontology annotation, molecular function: RNA binding; DNA binding. The record is from RefSeq and is a predicted model, not a curated record. Gene Ontology annotation, biological process: ribosomal large subunit biogenesis; ribosomal small subunit biogenesis. Lineage: Eukaryota; Oomycota; Peronosporomycetes; Peronosporales; Peronosporaceae. Bases 1 to 1290 code for a protein of 429 amino acids. Gene Ontology annotation, cellular component: nucleolus. The transcript has 5 exons.
AUGACGACUGUUGUGCUUGGAAGAAAGCUGUUGCAGGCAGCAACUCAAGACGCGGCUAGCGACGAUGAAGUGCUGCGCUCGUUGGAGGCACACGAUCGCUUUUUUUGUCAUGUUAUGGAGAACAUUCCGGCAGCAUUCUACUUUCCCACAGACGCUGAGGCCAAUUGGAAGAAGUCUGCACCCAAAAAAUACCACAAAAACGUGCAGGCACAAAAGCAGCAAGAUUCGUCUAAAAAGAACCUUCUCAAGCGCGCAAAAUUUUCGCCAGUGGCGCAGCAGAGCAAUGAGGAGCGACAGAAAGCAAUUGCAUUAGCCGAUUGUAAGUUGGUGAAGCAGAACCAGACAAAGCUAAACCAAGAGGAGGCCAAGGCUUCAAAGGACAAUAGUUUGGACGGUCUCCGUGCUCGUCUUGCUGUCAAAAUUCAAGCGAUGCGCGAGCAGCGAAAGGCCGAAGAGAAAAUAGGAAAGAAGCGUCCAUCCCGUGCUGAGAUGGUGGCUGAGCAGCGUGCUAUAAAGAAGCGCAGGGUGGCGGAUAACAAGAACAAGGCCAAGACUGAAAAGGUUGAGAAAGAGGCUGCUAGUUUGGCUCCCAGUGAGAUACAAGCGAAAAAUGACGCGAAUGCAAGGGAUGUUGCUACUUCUCUAUCGUAUGGCAGUCUGCUUCUGGAUGAUGGUCUAGAAAAGGACAACAAAAUCAAAACUCGCCACGGGCAAAGUGUUCGCGCAAUCCAAAAUCUGUUGAAAAAGGCCGAACGCAAUGCUCAACGACUUGAGGAGCUAAAGCAAACGGAAGAAGGGAAAGAAAAGAUCAAAGCUAAAGGCUGGGAUUCUGCUUUGCAGCAUGCUGCCGGCAAAGUUUUGAUGGAUGAUCCCAAACUGUUGCGUUCCAAGCUGAAAAAGAAGGAAAAGGCAAAGUCAAAAAGUGCAAAAGAAUGGAGAGAGCGCACAGCAAAGCUAGAAGUGACGAAGAAAGAGCGGCAGAAAAAGAAGAUGGCCAAUGUCCUUGGUCGCGGAAAGAAGGACCAUACGCAGCCUGUUGAAAAAAAGGGCCGAAAGGGACCGCGCGCUGGCUUUGAAGGUAAAAAGGGCGAAGCAUUUUUGAAUUCCGAUAAGAAGGGGGGCAAGAACAGCAAGUCUGGCAAGAACUAUCAGCAGGGAAGACGAAUUCGAGCUGCGCACUUUCAUUCGCAUACCUUGUCAGCGAGUUGCUUUGAUGAACGAUAUGUUGCACGUCUGAGUCAGGUUUCUGCACAGACAUGCUGUUUAGUAUCUAAAAUAAUGAAAUGCUAA